AUGGAAAACCUAAUUCUAAGUGUGAUUCAAUCAACUCAAAGAAUUCAAGUUUCGGUUGAACCUGAUAUUCAAGAUGCAACAAUGGAGGACGUUCUCAACAAUUGUAUAGAAAACAAUGCUUUGGCACAAGAACGUGAAGAAGAAGAGCCCAACUUGGUAAAACCCAAAGUAAAUAAGCCCAUAAUAUUCCUACCCUUUCAACAUUCACGUGAAAAAAAAAAUCAAAGCUUCCAAACCCUCCUUAUUCUUUCUUCUUCACGUGAAUUAGAAAAACCUCCAAACCCUGCUUCCUUCACCUUUGCUUGCUGCUUAACCAUCGGCCACCAGCGCAUCAACCACCUCGCAGCCGCCGCACCACCGCAGUCGCUGCAUCGUCAAGGAAUCCACGCUGCGCCGCCCAUCAAUCCUCCCUUCCUCUUCGUUUCUUCCUCUCUGGUCACCAGCAACAACCCCCACCGUUCGACCACCGAACGCGACCACCUUCUCUGUGCCCAGCCGCCACCGCGGCCAUCCACGACCACCCUUCCUCCUCCACGCCGCCGCCACGUCGCUGACCACCAGCUCUCACGACCACCUUGCUCGCCAGCCCCCGCGUCGCCGCCCAGCCUGCGCCGCCGCUGCCGUGCCCCUGCUCGCCGACAGUCUCUCUCCUCCUCUCCUUAUUCUUGGCGGAGAAUUCUCUUUAGGCGACUUUUGAAAGUGUUAAAGUGGCCUAUCAGUUUGUUUACACAAGGUUAUUUCAGAAGAGAGAGAAUUGUCGGGGUGUUACAUUUAGUAAUUGCAAUAACAGAACCGGAUCAAGAUAUUGUUGGAACGCUGAUGGGAUACACUGCCGAAACAGUGGAGGAACUUCUAGGUUUACGAAAAAACAUGCUAGUGCGGUUGGAUUUUCCAUAAGGAAAGGAAACACGAGAUUCAAAGUUGGGACAACAAUCGUGCUUGAAAAGACAUAUCUUUGUUCAGCAGCAGGAGUAACAAACAUUGGAAAGAACAAAAAGAAAAAAGUGCAAACAGUCGUUCCUGUAGUGCCCAAAAAAGAGAGAAAACCAAGGCAAGUUCCAAUCACGAGAACUCGAUGUAGGGCUUGCUUGAGAGUGAAAAUGAAUUCUGAAGGCAGAUAUGAGGUUGUUAAUCACGUGAUAAUGCACAACCAUGAUUUAACUAGAAGUCAAUGGCACUACUUGCAUAGAUCUGAAAGGAAAAUAACGGAAGAGAAGGGGGAGGCAAUUGAAACUAUGCAAAAAAUCUGGUCUGUCAUCCACGGCUUCUUUUAACUACAUGGCAAUUGAAGCUGGAGGUGAAGAAAAUUUAGGACACUCGAAGAAAGACCAUCUAAAUUACUGCACGAGGUUAAGAAUGAAGCAAAUAGAAGGAGGUGAUGCACAAGCAGUAACUGACAUAAUGUAUUUAGAGCUUGAAGGUGACCCAAACUUCUUUUUUAGAUUUAGAUUGGAUGAAAAAGGCAAAUUGAGGAGUUUGUUUUGGAGGGACUCUAUGAUGAUGGAAGA
Spinacia oleracea (spinach) is the source of this 1508-nucleotide messenger RNA. RefSeq lists its product as uncharacterized. Lineage: Eukaryota; Viridiplantae; Streptophyta; Magnoliopsida; Caryophyllales; Amaranthaceae. The transcript is spliced from 6 exons. The coding region runs from base 1 to 897 and encodes 298 amino acids. The record is from RefSeq and is a predicted model, not a curated record.